GUCUCCUGGAUUACAGUUCACGGUCGUACAGCCGACGAGAGGCACCAGCCUGUUCACUAUGACGCCAUUAAGACCAUCAAGGACAGUCUUUCCAUCCCGGUCAUCGCUAACGGUGACAUCAAGAGCAUGCAGGACGUGGAGGCCGUCUACGAGCUCACGGGGGUGGACGGCGUGAUGGCUGCUCGGGGAUUGCUGGCCAAUCCUGCCAUGUUUGCCGGGUACGAGGAGACCCCGCUGCAGUGCGUGUGGGACUGGGUGGACAUCGCAGUGGAACACGGGACCCCGUUCACCUGUUUCCACCAUCACCUG
This is a messenger RNA of Sinocyclocheilus rhinocerous, 309 nucleotides long. Its product is annotated as tRNA-dihydrouridine(20a/20b) synthase [NAD(P)+]-like. NCBI's taxonomy places the organism in Eukaryota, Metazoa, Chordata, Actinopteri, Cypriniformes, Cyprinidae. The transcript is spliced from 2 exons. The annotation marks the transcript as partial. Gene Ontology annotation, molecular function: tRNA dihydrouridine synthase activity. The record is from RefSeq and is a predicted model, not a curated record.